This is a messenger RNA of Anopheles aquasalis, 738 nucleotides long. RefSeq names its product angiopoietin-related protein 1-like. The record is from RefSeq and is a predicted model, not a curated record. NCBI's taxonomy places the organism in Eukaryota, Metazoa, Arthropoda, Insecta, Diptera, Culicidae.
AUGAAGUCGAAUGUUUGUUUUCUAUUAUUUUGUGCAACUCUGUGUGUAAAGGCAGUUAGCGGCAGUCUUGAUGAAGCGGCACCAGCAACACCGCAGCUCCAGGAACCUAUUUUCACUUCGUGCAAGAACGAACCAUCGAAAGUAUCGGGAGUCUAUCUCAUCCGCAUCAACAACGAUACAUCGUCAUUGGAAGCAUUUUGUGAGCAAGAGAAAUUUGAUGGCGGUUGGCUUGUGGUGCAACAUCGCUUCGACGGGUCGGUUGAUUUUUACCGGAACUGGACCGAAUACCGCGAGGGAUUUGGCGACGUGGACAAGGAGUUCUGGCUCGGGCUGGAAAAGAUACACCAGAUCACGACGGCUCGGCCACACGAAAUAACCAUCGAGAUGAAGGCUUUUGACGAAACUUAUAGGUACGCUCGCUACGAUGAAUUUAAAAUAGGCAGCGAGAGUGAGCACUACAUACUGACGCUAGGAAAGUACAGCGGAACUGCAUUUGACUCGAUGACGCGUAACAAUGGAAUGAAAUUCGCAACCAUGGAUCGAGAUGAUAUGGAUAAAGAGAAUGUUCCUCUUGGUUGUGUUAGAGCUUUUAGAGACCCAUGGUGGCACGCCGAUUGCACCUACGCGAAUUUGAAUGGACUGUACAAAAAUGCGAACGAUAUUAGAACAAUGUUUUGGUAUGAUUUCAAACGCUAUCAAGGAUUGAGUUUUACUAGGAUGAUGAUACGUGAAAUUUAA